Messenger RNA from Entrophospora sp. SA101, 1176 nucleotides. Lineage: Eukaryota; Fungi; Glomeromycota; Glomeromycetes; Entrophosporales; Entrophosporaceae. The record is from the annotation of a GenBank genome assembly.
AUGAGCGGGUUUCGUGGUUCCAAACUUUACAAUGUAAAAAAAAAAAGUCAUAGUUGGCUCUCGAUAACGACUCCAUUUCUACCAAACAGUAAAGAAAAUAUCGAUCUACCACUAAACAUUAUUGCUGACGAACCUGACGAUGUGAUAGCUGACGGGAUAUUGGAGGAGAUAGGGUUUAUUAAAUUUUACAAAGAUUUGAUCGUCUAUAUUGAAGAAUUGUCACAACAACAUUACAAAUCAUAUCUUAGAGAAAACAGGAAAUCUAGAAAAAGUAAAUUGAUGAACGAUAGCAACGAGAGUUUGCAACAACAUCAGGAGGCCCAGUUACAAAACAUUCGAGAAGAGAAUGGUAAAGAACAAUUACAAGAUCAACAAGAAGGGUAUAAGCCACCAUUUAAAUUGCAUAAAUUCAGUUAUGAUUGGCGUCGUUCAAAUACUUCCACUACUAAUAAAUUUCUCGAGUUUCUUCGAGACAUUUACUCGAACAACGGUCAAAAGCCAAUCUAUGUGAUUGCUCAUUCUAACGGUGGUCUGAUAACCUUGUCUGCUCUUCACCAGCAACCAGAACUAUUUGCUGGUUGUAUAUUUGCCGGUUCAUUAUUUCACGGAGCACCUGGGAUUCUUCAUACCUUCAAAUACGGCGACAAUAUAUUGUUCAACAAGCGAAUUCACGAUGAAGCCGCCCAUUUCACAUUGCGAUCCGCUUAUCAUUUUUUGCCAGCGCAAUACGACAAAGUUUUUAAGGAUAGUGUCAGUGGAGAGUAUUUAAGCGAAUAUUUGGAAUUGGGUAGUAAAAAGGAAAGAGCCGAUUAUUUGAAAAUGGUUUUGGAUGAUACCAAAGCAUUUCAUGAGACAUUGAAGUUGCCUAAAGAUAAAUCGAUCAAUUAUCCACCUUUGGCAACUAUAGUAUCGGACAGUCAUUCUGCAACUAGUGGCUUUCAUGUUAAACUUGAUGAUGACGGUAAUAAAUUCACAAUUCUGUAUGAUCAACCAAUUCGGGUAAAAGGUGAUGGCGCAGUUCCAUUUACAAGUACUAGAUUGCCUGACGGUAUACCAUAUGAUGUGUUUCACACCACUCGUGUCCAUAGUGAAUUAUUACAAGAUUUAGUUACUGUUGGUAAAGCAAUUGAAAGGGUUUUUGGUAAAAAAGAAGUAGUAGAAGAAAAGAUUUUAUAA